Molecule: messenger RNA, 3499 nt
Organism: Pieris rapae (cabbage white)
Lineage: Eukaryota; Metazoa; Arthropoda; Insecta; Lepidoptera; Pieridae
Gene: ewg
Product: DNA-binding protein Ewg
Exons: 14
Coding region: 203-1834 (543 amino acids)
Biological process (GO): regulation of transcription by RNA polymerase II
Cellular component (GO): nucleus
Molecular function (GO): RNA polymerase II cis-regulatory region sequence-specific DNA binding; DNA-binding transcription factor activity, RNA polymerase II-specific
Source: RefSeq, a predicted model, not a curated record
GUGCUCUGUCUGAAUUAAGUGUUUUCGGUGUCCAGUGUAGAGUUAAGGUAUUGAAAGGUGCCUUUUUGAAGAAGUUACAUCACAGUGGUCUUCCGGAGCCUGAAAUUAGAGUAUAAAAUGUCUUUCAAAUCACGCAGUGCUUAAAAGAAAAUUUCACAUAAGUUAGAAGAAUUGCUUGUUGAAACUGAGCAAGCAGUGCCAAAUGGUCCUGGAUAACAAGCAGGACGACGACUCAGACACCAACAUGAACUCCUUAGUCAGCACAGAGUCCAUGGACACCGGAGAAGAGGACAUGUCUCAAGUGGAUGGAUGUGGGUUAAGUGGUGCUUCUGAUGAUGACGAAGAAUGUGCAUCCUCACCAGCCGGCUCUGCAUAUGAAGAUGCCGGAGAUGUCAUCAAGAGUGCAAUGAGUGAUGAAGUUACCAAGCAACUCGCAGCCGCUGGUCCCGUGGGGAUGGCCGCUGCAGCCGCUAUAGCAUCGUCAAAGAAACGCAAGCGACCACAUUCGUUUGAAACUAACCCGUCAGUUAGGAAACGACAUCAAAACCGUCUACUACGGAAGCUUAGACAAACCAUAGAAGAAUUCGCAACUCGCGUCGGUCAACAGGCUGUGGUUUUAGUAGCGACCCCCGGUAAACCCAACACAUCGUAUCGAGUUUUCGGUGCCAAGCCGCUAGAAGAUGUGGUGCGAAAUUUGCGAUGCAUGAUCAUGGAGGAGUUGGAGAAUGCGCUUGCACAGCAGUUCGGGCUGGGCUCGGGCCCGCAGGCGCCGCCGCCGCCACAAGAUGACCCUUCGCUCUUCGAGCUGCCGCCCCUCAUCAUCGACGGCAUCCCCACGCCCGUUGAGAAAAUGACGCAGGCGCAACUUCGCGCCUUCAUUCCGCUCAUGCUUAAGUACUCUAUGGUUCGCGGAAAGCCUGGCUGGGGUCGUGAAUCGACCCGUCCGCCUUGGUGGCCCAAGGACCUGCCCUGGGCCAACGUACGAAUGGAUGCACGAUCGGAGGACGAGAAACAAAAGAUGUCAUGGACGCAUGCGCUCCGUCAGAUAGUGAUAAACUGCUACAAGUAUCAUGGGCGAGAAGAUCUUUUACCUGCCUUCACUGAAGAUGAUGAUGAUAAGCAUACAAGAGCGUUGUCGCCAUCCUCGUCACAAUGUAUGCCUAGUGGUAGUUGCAACUCGAGUGGUUCGGGCAAGCACAGCUCACAGCAAGCAGUGCUUACUUCGCAGCAAGUCUGCAUUGAUCAAAUGACACUCGCCGAUGUCGAUAUGUCUCAGUACGCGCCCGCAGUUCUUCAGACAAUAACAAACCCAGAUGGUUCAGUCUCUUUGAUACAAGUGGACCCUAAUAGUCCAAUCAUCACAUUGCCUGAUGGAACUACUGCGCAAGUUAUUCAAAGUACAGAUGGCGGUACCGUUGUAAGCGGAGUGAAUGUUAGUGGCUUGGAUGGUGAAGGCGUUUCUGUCGAUCUCAAUGAAGCUGGACUAAACUCUGACACUCAGAUUAUCCUCACCACCGAUGAUGGACAUGGUUACCCGGUAUCCGUGUCGGGCGUUAUAACAGUGCCAGUGUCGGCCUCGGUCUAUCAAUCAAUGGUUGCUUCAAUGCAACAGCAAGAUGGCGUCUGCGUCGCACCGCUUGUUCAGGUGGAUCAGAACGGAGAAGGUCUGGAAACGAUUUCAAUGGGCGGGGGCGUGGCUCAAGUGAUGCUGCAAGGUGGUGAAGGCGGUCAAGUCUUGCAAGUACUGAGUUUAAAGGACGCGACUGCGCUUACCAAGGCCAUGCAACAACAGCAAGUGAAGUCAGAGCGCGAAGCAGUGGCGGCUGACUCCUAGCUAUUAAGUCUAGUGGCGGAGCCUCAGCGCACGCCACAAGCGCCAUCUAUGCCGGACGAUCUUGACGAGAACUAAUUCAGCCCAUAGUUUAUCCAGAGGGUUUUAGCGCCAUUAAUAUGGAUAACUUUUAAACAACUUGUUAAAAUUCUAAAAUAGCUUAAUUAUUAUUAUUACCCGAUUAUUUCGUGUAACAUUCGCGCUUUCCCACGGCACUUAUCGUCUGCGAUUACAGUUCAUUAAUAUCGCCCGCGACUUGACUAAGUACACGAAAUACCAGACGUAGUUGUCAUGAGUUGAGUCUAGACACAGCUCUCAAAUGCCAUUUUGAUCUACGACUCGGAGCAAGUACGAUUGGUUAUUUUCUCGAUUUUCAGAAAUGCUUAGUACUUAUGUAAUAACAAACAAAAGUUGAUCUUCGAAAUUUCUAGAUUAAUCUAUUAAAAAUAUAGCAAUUCGAAAAUGUCGGAUCGGCAUUAAAAAUUAAGACAAUCCGAAUAAUUAGUUAAUAAUAUGAAUUGUCCAUGAUCUCAACGAUCAAGCAAACUAGCGUAAUAUUUAUUUUCGUUUUUCGUGCAAUAAUAUUUGUUCCGGUAUUUUAUUUUACCUACAUUCCUUUAUUUAGGUGCAAUUUUGUUUUAAGUAUAACUUAUUUUUACGUAUUCUAGUCGAAUCGAGUCAUAGUAAAACAAUCUAGUCUAAACAACAUAAUGUAAAAUACAUUCUUAGGAGAAUUAAAGUUAAUUUGUAUUUAAUUUUAGAAUGGUUGGGUUUCUACUAUGCUGAAGUAUUUGAAACCAUUUUGGCCUGGAUAUUUUUCAGUAUACGCCUACUAAUAUAUCAAAAUCUUAUCUAGUUCUUCAUAAACUAUCUAAAUAUUUUACUCUCACCCUUCCGUACGAUUUGUUGCAUUUUAAUGUUUGACAAAGACAAAUAUUUUAUCGCCAUUGGUUUAAAAUAGUCACGUGACAAGAGUAAUUUUUUUACGCGUAUAACCAAUCCAGUUGAAAUCCAACCAAAAAGACCUUGCAGGGAUAAAAGAUCCAUUUAUUGAUGUUUGAAAUGUAUAGAUGUUACAUUUAGAAAUCUAUUACGCCGACUAUCAAGUGGCCAUAUUGAUUACUUAAGCCUAUAUAUUAAUAGGUUAAGUUUAAAUAAUAAUUUAUAAAUCUUAAUAUAUUCUUAGCCAAGUUUAGAUAAUAAGGUGUAGUCAUCAUAGAAAGUACAAAUCUUUAUUAUUGAGUAAUUUAUGUGUAAGAUUAAUUUAUUUUGUUUUUAAUUUUAUAUUUUAUUUGUUCCCUUGUGUUCAUUAAUUUAUUAAAAUAUACAUGAAGAAAUGCACAAUUUUGUUGUUAAGUGAUGAUUAAUUGUAACUGUAAAUAUAGUAUGAAUGCGUGUAUAUUGCAAUUAAUAAAGUAUUUACGUAAUUUGGUUUUUAAGAUGUUUCUUAUAGAAUAUACUUCCACAAUCAAGUUUUGCGGUGCACUACCGCUAUAUUUUAAAAAGUAUUUUCACCCCCUCUUAGGGUAGUUCAAGAACCAUUAUCAAGCUUGCAAAAUGCUCACAAUCAACAUGGUUACAUGGUUUUAAAUGCAAAGAUUUUACUGGUCCUGUCUGUUCAUUUAUGAUGAUAAAAAAUGUAUGGUCCAUGAAUACGAGGAAAUUAGG